Messenger RNA from Brassica napus (rape), 834 nucleotides. RefSeq lists its product as uncharacterized. The transcript has a single exon. The record is from RefSeq and is a predicted model, not a curated record. The coding region runs from base 1 to 834 and encodes 277 amino acids. NCBI's taxonomy places the organism in Eukaryota, Viridiplantae, Streptophyta, Magnoliopsida, Brassicales, Brassicaceae.
AUGAAAGUUGGAAAUGGAAGCACAACCUCUUUCUGGUUUGAUUCAUGGUCGCCUAUGGGUAGACUACAUGAUCUUCUUGGACCUCGAGGAUGUAUUGAGAUGGGCAUUCCAGCUAACUCAACAGUCUGUAUGGUCAUGACCGGUAGGAGACGGCAGCGACAUCGCAUAGAUGUAUUUAAUGAAGUUGAAACUCUAAUUGAUGCGCAAAGGGAGAAGAUGACAUUGGUGCAGGAUCAGGCUCUCUGGAAACAGGGCACUGAUAAGUUCAAAUCUAUUUUCGUGACAAAGUUCACAUGGGAGCUAACACGAAAGCAUGAGGCACCAGUCACAUGGUGGAAGGUGAUAUGGUUCCAACACUGCACUCCGAAGUAUGCUUUCUUACAUUGGGUUGCAAUUCAUAAUAGGCUGUCCACAGGAGAUAGAAUGCUUGCUUGGAAUGCAAGUGUGAAUCCAUCUUGCAUAUUAUGUCAUGACCCUUUGGAGACUCGGGAUCACCUGUUUUUCGAGUGUGCUUACUCAUCUGAGGUUUGGUCGCUUCUUAUGUCUAGUCUGCUCCAAGGGAGGUACACUACAAAAUGGUCGGAACUGGUGGACCUGAGUAUGGAGACAAAUCAAGGUUUUCUUGAAGUUUUUCUUAUAAAGUACACUAUCCAAGCAACAAUAUAUUCGCUUUGGAAAGAAAGAAACGAAAGGAGACAUGGGGCUACUCCCAUUGCAGCAGUAGCGCUUGCAAGAAUGGUGGAUCGCCAAGUUCGGAAUAGAUGCUCAGCUUUUCGCCAACAAGGAAACUACAAAUUUGCAGCGGCGCUCUCUUUGUGGUUUGCCACAAGAUAA